Messenger RNA from Fulvia fulva, 1503 nucleotides. RefSeq lists its product as uncharacterized. Lineage: Eukaryota; Fungi; Ascomycota; Dothideomycetes; Mycosphaerellales; Mycosphaerellaceae. The transcript has 3 exons. The record is from RefSeq and is a predicted model, not a curated record. Bases 1 to 1503 code for a protein of 500 amino acids.
AUGCCCAGCUAUGGCGGUAUCACGGUCUUGUUGCAGACACAAUACGAUGCCCUCCCGAUACCAGAAUACGCGCCGCCGCCACAGACUACAUCGCCUUCAGUAUCGGACACGCGACCCUCCGGCUACAUUCAGACUGCCGCUAGUCUGAGCUCGUCGCAUGGCUCUACUACUCGCCCUGGGAUACUGCGCGCACCGCAUACACCGUGCGCUUCAUCCAAUGCCAGUAUCACAUCUGGAACGUCGACUGUCGCGUCGCCAGCGGACCGUAAUGCUUCUAGAACAAGCUUACUAUCUCGCUCUUCAACCCUCCGCUCCUUGUGCUCGGGGCCAUCGAUCGUAACAGAGACACUAUCACAGGAGCCGUCAGUCGAAUCCUUCGUGCCGAUCUACUAUGGAGCGCAGUUCUGGAUACAUUACGACUGCCUGAUGGCGCAACAUCGCGAUGAAAGACUCUUCGAAGACGAACAGCACGACGAGGUGAAGUACUAUUACUUCAAGGUGUUCAUCGGUGGCAGGUGCGUCUCGAGCUGGGGUGUGGGUGGAAAGGAUGGCUGGCGCGGCAAGGUAUCAUUUGGCAUCUUCAAUGGCGGCACAGACUUUGAGGGUAAUGACACCGUGGAGAGAAAAGCAUUCUUCUUCCCAAGGAAGCACAGGGGUUGCCGAGACGUACAUGGUGGGCAAUUCGACAUCAGGGUGUACCGGAGCAAGGCGAGGAAGCGCGAGCCUUUGACGCUGCCGAAGUAUGAAGACAAAGCAAGUAAAGGUGGCGGUUUCGACGUGCUCGAUGCCGGCCGUGUCAGGAGAAGUGAUCCAAAGCGCAUGUACACCUACGCGCUAAUCGAUCCUAUCGACGAGCCAUAUGCAACGUUCAGAUACCACUUGCGUAGCAUCGCUCAACUCACCGACAUGGGUAUCGAUCUGGGCGCCUACAAAGCAAGCUUCUACGCUUCUUCACCACCACAAAGCCCAAGAUCGCUGUCACCCGUGAGCUCUCCACAGCUGUCGUCGCCGGCGCCAGCAAUAGCUCGAGAUGAGUUGAGCAGCUACCGCCUUUCCUUCCCGCCACGUAUGCAGCUCACGGCCAGCACAUCAAGCUGCAGUCGUGGAUCGCCGAUCAAGCGCAAUGCCUUUCACGGCGCAGAGCUUCAACGCCAUGACUACGAGAACGUGAUGCACCGUCCAAGCGAAGACGAAGCUCCUCAAAGUCUGGACGAAGCGCUCGAGAGGUUCGACAGAUUGAGCAUGUUGGAUCAGUUUAUGAAGGUCAAUGAUCUUCGUGACCCAGCAGUGGGCCAUCAGCGCUUCGACAGCAUGGACAUGGUAGAUCAGAACCUUUACGGGACUUUGCCAGCGGCCGACAUACCGGACUGGGUCAUGAGUAAGCCACUACCUGCACCACCUGAUAACGUGGCUCCUAUCGAAGGACAAGCAGCAGGGCAGAACAAAGUGGGAGCUCUGGCGUCGCUAAGAGGCUUCAUGGGUUCAAGAUCGAAGAGAGUUUAG